UAAGGUGGGAAGCGUUUCUGCACGGACGAUUUUGCGGAUGCACUAUUGGACAGCCACGAAUAAAAAUAAAUCGGCGUCCCUUGGUCAAGAAUGUAUUUAUAAAUUGGAGUAUUUUCCUAUGCUUGAAUCAAGUUAACAUGAGCGACUGGAGUCCCGUGGCGAAGGUGUACGACCCUCUGAAAGCUGGGAGCAUUGAUGGCACAGACGUGGAGCCGCACGACCGUGCGGUGUGGAGGGCCAUUCAAGCCCGAUACGUCCCCAACAAGGGCGUGGUCGGAGACCCUGAGCUUACGGUGUUUGUGGCACGCCUCAACCCGCAAACCACCGAAGAGAAGGUUAGAGAGGUUUUCUCAAAAUACGGGGACAUUCGCCGGCUGCGCCUGGUGAGGGACAUCGUUACCGGCUUCUCCAAAGGGUACGCCUUUGUUGAGUACAAGGAGGAACGCUCCGUCGUAAGAGCGCGCCGGGACGGCAAUAAACUGGUGGUGGACCAACAUGAGCUGUUCGUGGAUUACGAGAUGGAGCGGACCCUGAAGGGCUGGAUACCGCGCCGCCAGGGCGGGGGGCUAGGAGGGAAGAAGGAGUCGGGUCAGCUGAGGUUCGGCGGAAGAGACCGGCCUUUCCGGAAACCGAUCAACCUGCCACCCAUGUCCGGUGACUGGGGGCAGCCUCCGGAUUGGUCUGGCGACCGACGAUGGGAGAGAGGUGGAGAGAAUUGGGACAGAAGUAGAGACCGGGACAGGUCGCCAGCCAGAGAAAGAGACCAAGAGCGAGUGAGAGAGAGACGAGAAGAACGCCAUCGAGGGAGAGAACGGGAAGACAGGGGCCGACACAGAGAACGGAGAGAGAGAGACAGAAGUAAUGAGAGGGAUCCGAAGAGGGAAAGGGAUGAAAGUAGGCACAGAGAGAGGGACAGACACCGCGAUAAGAGAUGAGCUUCAUGACAUAACUGACUGUCAAAAUGUGAGCUAUUGGACAACUGACUGAUACACCGCUAAGCACUCACUUUUAAAUGGAUAUUAAGUGCCCUUUUUAUCAAACCGUUGAGUAGGAAAUUAAAUUGAGCUGUAAAUAUU
This is a messenger RNA of Conger conger (European conger), 1076 nucleotides long. It is a transcript of the gene snrnp35, whose product is annotated as small nuclear ribonucleoprotein 35 (U11/U12). Gene Ontology annotation, biological process: mRNA splicing, via spliceosome. The transcript has 2 exons. NCBI's taxonomy places the organism in Eukaryota, Metazoa, Chordata, Actinopteri, Anguilliformes, Congridae. The coding region runs from base 138 to 935 and encodes 265 amino acids. Gene Ontology annotation, molecular function: snRNA binding; mRNA binding. The record is from RefSeq and is a predicted model, not a curated record. Gene Ontology annotation, cellular component: U12-type spliceosomal complex; precatalytic spliceosome.